Acanthamoeba castellanii str. Neff is the source of this 759-nucleotide messenger RNA. Its product is annotated as Peroxin 19 (Pex19), putative. The record is from RefSeq and is a predicted model, not a curated record. Gene Ontology annotation, biological process: protein import into peroxisome membrane. Gene Ontology annotation, cellular component: peroxisome; peroxisomal membrane. Lineage: Eukaryota; Discosea; Longamoebia; Acanthamoebidae. The coding region runs from base 1 to 759 and encodes 252 amino acids. The transcript has 6 exons.
AUGGCGGACUUCAAUCUCGACGACAUCUUGGAAAGUGCUCUCGAAGAUUUCGACCAUCUCGAAGAGGAGGAGCGGAACCGUGCCACAGCCAAUGCUGCCGCUGCGGCAGCCGCCGCCGCUGCCGGCCCGGCUACCGACUCCAGCACCGCCCCGUCCCCGCCACCCAGCGCAGAGCAGAAGGAGGGCGACGGCGAGGGUGAAGACGAUGCAGACCUGGACAACCUGCCACCGGAGCUCAUGGACGGGCUCAAGAAGCUGGUCGAGGAGCUGUCCAUCAACAAGGAGGGCGGCGCGGGCGUGCCGGGCGACCUCGGCCUCGGCUCGGAGGAGAUGAUGAAGGAGGCGCUGGAGCAGCUCGAGGGCAGCCCCGAGUUCGCCUCCAUCAUGGAGAAGAUGAUGGGCUCGCUUCUCUCCAAGGAAGUCCUCUACGAACCCAUCAAGCAGAUGAAGGAGAAGUACCCGGCCUGGUUGGCCAACAACCGAGACAAGGUGUCGGCAGAAGAGUUCGCCAGAUAUUCGAAGCAGUUCGAGUACGUCCAGCGUCUGUGCGUGCUCUACGAGAGCGACAGUACCAUGGCUGAGAUCAUGAACAUGCAAGAGCACGGCCAGCCACCGGAGGACAUCGUGCAAGAGAUGGCCCCAGGGUUCAACCUUGGUGCCGAGGGUGGACCGCAGAUGCCGGAGCUGGAGGAGCUGCUCAAGGGCAUGGAGGGUCUGCCUGAUAUGGGCGAGGGCAAGGACAAGUGCCUGCUCAUGUAA